This is a messenger RNA of Dovyalis caffra, 879 nucleotides long. NCBI's taxonomy places the organism in Eukaryota, Viridiplantae, Streptophyta, Magnoliopsida, Malpighiales, Salicaceae. The record is from the annotation of a GenBank genome assembly.
AUGGCAGAGAUUCUUGUCACUCCACUCUCGCUAUGGCCAAGACCAACAAUGAGCAAAGGACCUGGACUCUUUGCCGAUAUCGGCAAGAAAGCCGAAGAUUUGUUGACCAAGGAUUACGAUUCUGAUCAGAGAUUUAGUGUCACUACUUAUAGCAAUGCUGGAGUGGCACUCAGAUCUACAGCUGUGAAGAAAGGAGGGCUCUCAGCUGCGGAUGCUGUUGCCCUGUACAAGUAUAAUAACGCUACAUUUGAUGUUAAAGUUGACACAGAGUCCAAUAUAUCAACAACCAUGACGUUCACUGACUUCCUUCCAUCAACAAAGACUAUUGCUUCCAUCAAAUUUCCUGACUACAAAUCUAGCAAGUUGGAGGCUCAAUAUUUCCAUGAUCAUGUAACUUUCACCACCACUGUUGCUUUGAACCAAUCUCCAUCGAUUGAUGCUACAGCCACCAUUGGUACCCCAACGGUUGCUUUUGGUGCAGAGGCAGGCUACGAUACUACUUCUGGUAGUCUCACAAAGUACACUGCUGGCAUCAGUGUGACCAGACCUAAUUCUUAUGCUUCAAUAAUUUUAGGUGACAAGGGAGAUUGUAUUAGAGCAUCGUACGUUCAUCAUCUAGAUCUGCUGAAAAAGAAUGCUGCUGUUGGAGAGAUCACUAGAAGGUUUUCUACUAAUGAGAAUACUUUUACUCUUGGAGGAUCAUUUGCCAUUGAUCACCUGACAGUGGUGAAAGCCAAGCUCAACAACCAUGGAAAACUUGGGGCAUUGGUGCAGCAUGAGGUUAUACCAAAGUCGGUGCUGACAAUCUCUAGUGAGGUUGACACUAAAGCCUUGGACAAAAAUCCUAGGUUUGGGCUGGCAAUUGCUCUCAAGCACUAA